This is a messenger RNA of Jaculus jaculus (lesser Egyptian jerboa), 2549 nucleotides long. It is a transcript of the gene Dcun1d2, whose product is annotated as defective in cullin neddylation 1 domain containing 2. Lineage: Eukaryota; Metazoa; Chordata; Mammalia; Rodentia; Dipodidae. Gene Ontology annotation, cellular component: ubiquitin ligase complex. The transcript is spliced from 6 exons. Gene Ontology annotation, biological process: positive regulation of ubiquitin-protein transferase activity; protein neddylation. Bases 47 to 640 code for a protein of 197 amino acids. The record is from RefSeq and is a predicted model, not a curated record. Gene Ontology annotation, molecular function: ubiquitin-like protein binding; ubiquitin conjugating enzyme binding; cullin family protein binding.
UGCGCCUGCGCAGAGAGCUCGAGCAGCUGCCGCGGCGCUGGCCAGCAUGCAUAAGCUUAAGUCAUCUCAGAAGGACAAGGUCCGCCAGUUCAUGUCAUGUACUCAGGCUAGCGAGAGAACUGCUAUCUACUGCUUAACACAGAAUGAAUGGAAACUAGACGAGGCCACGGACAGCUUCUUCCAAAACCCAGACGAUUUCCACCGAGAAUCCAUGAGGAACACUGUGGACCAGAAGAAGCUGGAGCAGCUGUAUGGCAGGUACAAAGACCCACAAGAUGAAAACAAAAUUGGAAUUGAUGGGAUUCAGCAGUUUUGUGAUGAUUUGAGCCUGGAUCCUGCCAGUAUUAGUGUUUUGGUCAUAGCAUGGAAGUUCAGAGCUGCCACUCAAUGUGAAUUUAGCAAAAAGGAAUUUAUAGAUGGCAUGACAGAGCUAGGGUGUGAUAGCACAGAAAAGCUGAGAGCUCUUCUUCCCAAACUGGAACAGGAGCUCAAGGACUCUGCGAAAUUCAAAGACUUUUAUCAGUUUACCUUUACCUUUGCUAAGAACCCUGGGCAGAAGGGCCUAGGAACAUCACAAGAGAUCCAUCCCAAGGGACACUUGGAACCUUCUGCUAGAUUUUGGAAACAUGAUUGCAGAUGAUAUGUCUAACUAUGAUGAAGAAGGAGCCUGGCCUGUCCUUAUAGAUGACUUUGUAGAAUAUGCACGGCCAGUUGUCACAGGUGGUAAGCACGGCCCUUUCUAGAUGGAAAAGUUGAAUGGAAAGUGAGAUGAAUGUUGUCUUUCAAGGAGACAACUGAGUCACAUUUGUCAGACUUCCAAAGUGCUCCUCGUCCAUUGGUGAACUUGGAAUCCUAUCUUGCUCCACAUCUGCAGUGGCUGACUUGUGGACACCGAGAAGCUCCUCAGAGGAUGGAUGCUUUGGGUUAGGGAUAUUUCAUCAGAUUGCUUUAGAAGACUCCUGCAUGACUUAAUGUUUACAGAAAGCAACGUAGAGCCUGUUUGCAGAGCUGCCAAGCAUGCUGUUCAAUUCAUGAAUUAAGGUGAGCAUCAGCAGUUACCAAAACUGCUGAAUCAUAUUGUAAUUAUGCUGAAAACAGUAUCUAUGCCCUUGAGAGGAUAUUAUAUUUUUAUACAGUCACAGCUGUUAAGAAUGUGCCCUAAUGAAAAUGGCCUUGUCAAAGACCCUAAUCUUUGUGCUAGGACUUCAAGAUUGAUAUAUUUUGAAUUAUCAAAUCUCUAGAUUUGCCAGAAGUUUUGCGUUUGUUUUCUCCAGAUAUUUUGAAAGUACUGAUACAGUCUAUACAGCCAUGGCAUGUGUAGGGUGAUUCCAGCAGUUUUAUUUCAAACUGUUUACAAACCAGUGGGCCCGUUUACUACUUUCAUAAGGUUAUUAUAUUAGGCCUGGAUGCUGCUCCUAAUAAGUUUUUUAUUUUUUUAAUAUAUUUUGUUAUAUUAAAAAACAUUUUUCCAUGAAAAAUAUUUCUGAGUGAUGAAUUAGACUUACAAAGCAACUGCAUUUAUUCCCUUCACCUGUCUAUAGUAUCUGAAGUACCCAGUAUCCAGCCUUUGGAUGGCCAUACACAUUUUAAAGCAAAAACAUACAUCACAGUUCAAAAAACAAAACACCUCAUACCCAGAACCUCCAUCUGAUUUAUAAGCACACUCUCUAUACCAUGUAACUAUAAUAUGUCACUGUGCUCUGUUACUAUCUGCUUUUCUGAUGUUUGCCUGGCCAAGACCCAUUCAUGCAUUCAGGUAUGGAAGACCUGGAUGCUGCCUGCUCUUCUGGUGUCAAGCUUUGAACAUCACUGUGCUGACCCUACCUCACAUUUAACAAGACUUGGUAUCACAAGUGUGCCUUGCUGCCCCACCUGCAACAUAGCAAUGAAGCAGAUAUACUGGGCCUGCUUCUGGAUAAUGGAGUGUUCAGUGCCUGUACACAGAACACAUGCCUCAGAUGUGCCAUUGGGGCAGCUUCGGAGAAUGGGACAUGAUCCAUAUUUAGAAAACAGCUCUGAAGUGUGUACACCUUGCUUCAGAAUGGAUUGUUACCACGAAUAGUAACCUCACAGAGGGAUGGAGCAUUGGAGCAAGAUUCCAGACUACACAGCCAACCCUUUCCUAUCUGGGAGGAAAUACCUAGUAGUUGGUAAAAGUGAGUCAUGUGACUUACCUCUGUUAUAGGUCCGUAAAAGGGAAAAGUGGGACAUCUCCUUUGAGCUUUGACUCAGAGAGCAUUAUUUAAUAUAACAAAGACUAGCUUUAAUAAAAACCUGGAAAACAAAGCAUCCUUACAGGCUUUGUGUAUGUUUGACAUGUAGUUAUCUUCUGUUCUGAGAUGUUUUAGAAUUCAGUACUACAAAUUAUGGAGGUCUGAAAAACGUUCUUUUUUUUUAAAUUCUAAAAGAUUAUCAGUAUCAAUCAAAUAGUAAUUGAACAGAGGCUCUUCAAAGAAUUGUGCAUUUUCCUUUUAUUAUUUAUACUCAAGUCAUGCAUGUUAUAAAGAUAGUAAGAGCAUCAGAAACAGUAAAUAAACUAUUUUCCCUGG